This is a messenger RNA of Caretta caretta (loggerhead turtle), 14165 nucleotides long. It is a transcript of the gene ARHGAP39, whose product is annotated as Rho GTPase activating protein 39. Gene Ontology annotation, cellular component: cytoplasm; cytoskeleton. Gene Ontology annotation, molecular function: protein binding; GTPase activator activity. Gene Ontology annotation, biological process: signal transduction. NCBI's taxonomy places the organism in Eukaryota, Metazoa, Chordata, Testudines, Cheloniidae. The record is from RefSeq and is a predicted model, not a curated record.
UGACGGGGGGACGCGGCGGGGCUGCAGCCGGAGCCGGAGCCUCAGUCGGUGUCGGGAGCCGGAGCCGCUGGGGCCAUGGGCUGGCGGGCGGGGGCCGCCGCUCUGCGCACCCAGCCUGCCGCGCGCUAGCGAGCUGCCGGGGAAGAUGGCGGAGAGGCUGGAAUGGGUGGAAAUCAUAGAGCCUCGAACGCGGGAGCGCAUGUACGCCAACCUCAUCACAGGGGAGUGUGUGUGGGAUCCGCCCGCUGGGGUCCGCAUAAAGCGCACCAACGAGAACCAGUGGUGGGAACUCUUUGACCCGAACACCUCACGCUUCUACUACUACAAUGCCACCACCCAGCGGACCGUAUGGCACCGGCCGCAGAACUGUGACAUUAUCCCGCUGGCCAAGCUACAGACCCUGAAGCAGAACACAGAGUCACCGAGGGCCUCCACAGAGAACAGCCCUGGGCGGAGCAGCAAUGUCAGCAGGGAGGGCAGCACCAGCUCCUCCCUGGAGCAGGAGCUGGAAGGCAGCGAGAAGGUGCAAGAUCAGACGAGGUCAAACCGUCAGUCAGCCCAGUUUGCUGUAGUGAAAGAAGAACCAGAAAGUUCUUCACCUCCCGGAGUGUUUGAGAAAGAAUAUGAAAUAUACCGGGAUUACAAUACAGAAGGUCAACUUCUCCACUACAGGACAUCCUCCCUGCGAUGGAACACUGGCACCAAGGAGCGCAUGCUGAUCAAGGUGACGGACCGCGAGCCGAGCUUCCUCAUGCACCAGGGCAAUGGCUACACCACUGACAACCAGCAGGGGACCCGCUCACGGAGGCCGUCGGGGGGCCAGCAGUCCCCCAAUCUGCAGACAUUUGCCCCUGACACUGACAACUCCGUCUUCUUCCCUGAGAGGAAGCAGUCUCCCUUCUUGAAAAGGGCUGACCACGUGGGCAGCUGCUCCCCGCUGCUCGGUCGGGGGGAUUCAUUCUGCUCCCCGCUCCAGUCCCAGCACCGGAAGCACUCGAGUGAGUCCCAGCCAUCUUCUCCUCGCUACGCCUAUGAGCCCCCCUUGUACGAGGAGCCCCCCAUGGAGUACCAGGCCCCCAUCUAUGACGAACCCCCCGUGGACAUGCAGUAUGAAGCCAGCGGGAACUACAAGGCGGGCUCCCCGCAGAAAUCGCCCAUCCGCAAACCCCACCCAUUCUUGCAGUCGCCCAAGCAGGGCCCCAACUCCCCCUACCAGCAGCUGGUGCUGACCAAACAGAAAUGCCCUGAGAGGUUCAUGAGCCUGGAGUACAGCCCUGCAGGCAAGGAAUAUGUAAGGCAGCUGGUUUAUGUGGAGCAGUCCGGUUCCAGCCCCAAGCUGAAAACGGGCCUGCGACACAAAUACUCCCCCAACCCCGUAGGUGGCUCAUACUCGCUGCAGCACAGCCCCUGCCUGGUGAGGGACCAGCGCCUGGAGAUCAAGUCUGGGGACUACAGCAGCAUGGAAGGGGCUGACUUCCGACACAGCCAGCCCGUGAGCCAGGCCUCCCAGGGGGAAGACUCCAUGUCAUGGUCCAGCCAGCAGGACACCAUGUCUUCUACAGGGUACUCACCUAGCACCAGGAAAAGGAAAAGCAGGAAGCCCUCCCUGUCCCAUGACCCCAACACCUCCUCAACGGAUGGCUCGGGGGAUCGGGAGGCACUCAGCGAGCAGCUGAUGGCAGAGGAGAGGCCCAUGCCCGGCGCUUACAGGCCCCAGAUGAACCGCACAGAGAGCAAAUCCAUUGAGGCCGAGGCAGCGCGGGGCUUCCCAGAGCCCUUCCUGGCCCAGGCCCGGCUGGCAUGGGAGGCGCAGCAGGCUCAUUACCACAUGAAGCAGCGGAGCAGCUGGGAUUCCCAGAAGGACGGCUCAGGCUAUGAGAGUGAUGGCGCCUUGCCCUUACCGAUGCCUGGCCCCGUGGUGCGGGCCUUCAGCGAGGAUGAGGCCCUGGCACAGCAGGAGAGCAAGCACUGGAAGAGGAAUACCUUUGAGAAGCUGGGGUUCCCUCAGAUCCUGCUGGAGAAGAGUGUGUCUGUGCAGACCAACCUGGCUUCUCCAGAGCCCUAUCUGCAUCCAUCUCAGUCGGAGGAUCUUGGUGCCUGUGCCCAGUUUGAGAGCAGCAGACAGAACAGAAAUAUGAUGCCUAGUGCCAGCUGUGUCUUCCCUACCUUCACCCUACGAAAGCCCUCCUCGGAGACGGACAUUGAGAACUGGGCCUCCAAGCACUUCAACAAGCACACCCAAGGGCUCUUCCGGAGGAAGGUCUCCAUUGCCAACAUGCUGGCCUGGAGCAGCGAGUCCAUCAAGAAGCCCAUGAUCAUGACCAGCGACCGCAACGUCAAGAAGGAAGCAUGUGAGAUAUUUAAACUGAUUCAGAUGUACAUGGGGGACCGGCGGGCCAAGGCAGAUCAACUCAACGUGGCUUUGGAGAUCGCCACCAAAGGCUGGAGCAUGCAGGGUCUGAGGGACGAGCUAUACAUCCAACUGUGCCGGCAGACCACUGAGAACUUCCGUUAUGAGAGUCUGGCACGGGGCUGGGAGCUACUGGCUAUUUGCCUGGCCUUCUUCCCGCCCACUCCCAAAUUCCAUUCCUACCUAGAAGGAUAUAUUUACCGGCACAUGGAUCCGGUGAAUGACACCAAAGUGACUCAGCACAUUAAAGAGCUCCUGGAAAGGAACAGUAAGAAGAAAUCCAAAUUGAGAAAGAAACCCAAGCCCUAUAUCGAAGAGCAUGAUGGGGUGGCAAUAAGCACUUACGCCAAGUACUGUUACAACAAGCUCCAGAAAGCAGCCUUGACAGGAGCAAAGAAGGGCCUGAAGAAGCCGAAUAUUGAGGAGAUCCGGCAUGCAAAGAACGCAGUGUUCAGCCCCUCCAUGUUUGGGAGCUCCCUGCAGGAGAUCAUGAACAUGCAGAAGGAGAGGUACCCAGAUCGGCAGCUCCCCUGGGUGCAAACCAGACUGUCUGAGGAAGUGCUGGCGCUGAAUGGAGACCAGACCGAGGGCAUCUUCAGAGUGCCUGGAGAUAUCGACGAGGUCAACGCCCUCAAGCUGCAGGUCGAUCAGUGGAAAAUCCCCACCGGCUUGGAAGACCCUCAUGUUCCUGCGUCGUUGCUGAAGCUCUGGUACCGGGAGCUGGAGGAGCCGCUGAUUCCCCAUGAGUUCUACGAACAGUGCAUCACCCACUACGAGAACCCAGAGGCAGCCAUCGCAGUCAUCCACUCUUUGCCCAGGAUCAACAAAACGGUGCUCUGCUACCUCAUCCGCUUCCUACAGGUGUUCGUGCAGCCAGCUAACGUGGCGGUCACCAAGAUGGACGUCAAUAACCUGGCCAUGGUUAUGGCCCCCAACUGUCUGCGCUGCCAGUCCGAUGACCCACGGAUCAUCUUCGAGAACACCCGGAAGGAAAUGUCCUUCAUCCGGGUGCUGAUCCAGCACCUGGACACCAGCUUCAUGGAGGGGGUCCUAUAGCGGCGAGCUGCGGGAGGAGCCAAAACCAAAUCUGACGACGACCACAACCCACCCAACCCCCCUUAAACCCCAGGUCAAUCAGCCGACGAGCACGAGCCAGACACCACAAAGGGAAGGCACUGGGCAGCCCUGGGCAGGGCCUCUCGUCCCCGUCACACCGUGUCCCCAGAGCCAUUAUGAGCUGGCCUAGUCCCGCCUCUCUCACCCCAGCAUCUCUCAUCAUCCUUUGCCCUCUAGUGUCAUACAGGAAGUGGUGGUGGGAUCCCGCCAGUGUUACUGGCAAAAUGACAUCUGCCCUCCCCUGAACCAGACCUCUGGAGAUGUUGCUGCCUAUCCCCCCAGCCAAGCCACCGUGGGGCAGCCUGCAGGGUUAGCCUGGCGUGGCAGCCACCUGCAGGUGAGGCUUCGGGAGUCCUGCCCGGCAUCCUGGGCCUGCAGCCACUCUGGGGAUGUGGGAUGCUAGGCCUUGCCACCGCACUUUAAUGAGUGCUGUGUCUCGCAGGCAGACGUCCGAGACAGCCACUGCUGGCUGCAGCUGCCACAUGCUUCCUAGGGGAGAGGGGUGGCUGCAGGAGGGGGUGGUGCUUAAGAUGGCAGUGUGGACGGAGGGGGAGAUCAGAAUAAGUUAGCGAGCAUCACCAAGGCCUCCCAAUGCUCCUGCCCUGGGGCCAGCGCUGGCUGGGAGGGUGGGUAGGACAGUCUCAAGGCAGGGACUGCAAGGGGGUAUUUGCAGCAGUCCCACGCAGCCUGGAAGCUAGGGGAUGCCCAGCGGGAACAUUCAUGUGGAAUAGGGUAUGGAUCCAUCUGGGAGGAUAAAGCCCCUUGGUAGGAAGGGGUCUAAGCCCCACGCAGGCCUCAUCAGCUCAGCCCCCUGCUGAGAAGAGGGACCCCUUUAUGGCUGGAGGAGGGGGCCAAAACCAACUCCAAGUUCUCGGGCAAAGCUCGUGGUGAGGCAUCUCUGUGACCCAGAGCCACCUGCAUCCGGUGAUGUCACUUCCCCUUCCUUUCCUUCUCUUCAUCAGCUGCUUGUAAAGCCCAGAUCUGAUCACAGCGUCUGUGUUGGGAGGGCGGGGUGUCGACUCAGCAGUGAUUAAUUCUCAAACCCUGAGACCUACCAGCCCUUUCUAGACAGGAUCUCUGCGCCUUGAAUGUAACCCCGUACCGGGAGGUUCAGGGCAGGGCAGAAAGCUAUGACUGCAGCCUGGUUUGUCCUGGCGUUCUAUUCAGGCUCCCGUGCUGCCUGGGCUCCCGUUCCAGGGCAGGACAGCCAGGAGCAGCUGGGCUUCAUUUGCCAUUUGGGCUGUGGCAGGCUCAGCUGGCGCAGGGUUCGGCUACAUCUCAGCAAACCCCAUAACCCGAGCUCGUUCCUUGCCAUCUCUAGAAGGGGACUGUCCCCGGCUUUUCCUGACUCCCCUCAGCAGUGGGCCAUCUCCGCCCGCCCUCAAGAGGGCGACAGUGCAGGCAGAGGGUGCGUGUCCCAUCAGAGCUACCUGCAGACGAUGGAUUUAACAAUCAGUCGGGGAUAGAAGAAUGACCAUCAAAGGUGGCACUCAAGUUCCACUUUCACUCUCCUGAGUAUGGGUAGGGCUAGUUAACUUCCUGGGUGUUUUGCCCAUGUGGCCCAUGCGCAGCUAGGGCCUGGUAUCAGCAAUAACUCCAUCGCUGAUUUCCAAGACAACAUCUUCUCGGUUUAUGAACACAGACAAGACUGGCGCUGGCUGGUGCUGCGUGCAGCAGGUCAGACCCCGGCUCGCUGGGCCCCAGCUCCAUCAGCCCUGCAGAGGAGAGUUGUUUUGGGCAGGGCGCCAAGCGGGCGCAAUGGAAGAGAUGUGCUGUCGGGAGAGUGGAGACUGCCAAGGAGCUGGUGUCACGGGAGCACCCAGCGUGCCAAACCCUUCCACUGUAGCAAUAUCCCAGCUGGGCCGUGUCGGGGCUUCUUUCUGUCAUGGCUGGAUUCUGCAGCAUCGGCCAGGGCAAGGAGGCUGCUGUGCUGAGCCAUGGCAAUGAGCAAGGCUUUUAAAGCACUUGGCUAGUGUGGGACACACUCUGGGUAGAGGUGCUGGCUCCUGAAGGCAGAGAGUGACCGAGGAGUUCUCUCCUGCUGUCAGAGAAUGAAAGUGUGGGUCAGACUUGUGAAAAUCCCACCUGGCAACACGUUCUGGAUGGCCCUUGGCAUCAGCCCCAGCGAGGCGUCGGGGGCUUCUGGAUCACCGGGCUCAGAGGGCUCUGGGACACAUGGCAGAGCUGAAGCCAUCAGCAGUGCCAUGUUUUCUCUCUUCCUUGCCCUCCGGAGGAUUUCCAAGGCGGAUGGCUGCUGUUGCUCUACGGGAGCUGGGAGGCUAUUGGGAAAUGGUUACAAUCCAGCUCGUUCCCUCCUCUCGAGGGGCUCUCCUUGGGGCAGUCAGGACCAAUGCCGGCUGGACUUGGGUCUCUGAAAGUAGCCCUGGCAUCUCCGACUCCCCAUCUGAUGGGCAAAAUCCCUUCUCGUCGAGCCGCCUGGCGAGUCUCAAAUGCCCACAUGAGCCUAGUGCUGGGCCCCAGCAUCUCCACGCUUCGAUGCCUUCUGCGGUUGGCCCCUUGCCCAGCUGUCACCCCCAGGCCUGUGCUCUAGCAGAUAUCCAGCUCAAUCCACCUUUACCGGAGGCCAGUUCCCCCGUAAGCGUCUGUUGGCCUUUAGGGUUUGCAUGUAUUAAAAGGGAGUCCAGCUCAGGACGCAACCAAAUCAGCCCCUGAGCAGCCUGGUGGUGGCACUGGGCUGUGCCUCUGAGGAUCUGCAGUGCACUGCCCCGUAUCCCUGUUUUUAUAGAGCUCCCCACUUUAACCCUGAGCUGCUGGCCCAUGACCCCCACCCCCUGCAGGAGAGUUAACCUCUUGGCUGCUGGUGCUCAGGCAGGGACUCUGUGCCCUACCAUCUAGGUUUACAUUUCUCCAUGUUAACUCUCUUCUCCCCAGCCUCUCUCCCUGCUGUGCUCUUUAACCUGCAGCCUUGCUUCCUUGGGAUCUCAGUGGAGGAACUGUUUUUUCUGUCUGACCUCUAUUUACUGGAUGAUUCCCAUUCAUGCUGGGAUUCGAACUCUUGGCAGCAGCAAGAUACUGGCUGCAUGUGUGCGUGUGACUGACCUGCUUUCCUUCUGCCAGCCACGAGGAUUUCACUUCGCUGUGCCGAGGGACCUCUAACUCCCUGGGGGACCCAUCCAGUGACAGCUCCCCCACGCUGGAUUCCUCCUCAGCCUCUGUUUCCCGAUCAGCUCACUUCAGCAUUCAGCUGUGAUGGUUCCCCCCUCUCACCCCGGACAGCCUGAGCAUGGACAGCCCACAUCUACUUGCACCGGAGCACUGUGCCCACAGGCCCCUCCUGCCUCGCUGAGACCUUGUUUUCAUCUCACACUGCCAUCAGUCUGUGGCAGGCAGCUGGGUCCUCGGCGCUGCUCAGCACGUGGCAGCGUGCAAUGGCUGGGUGCCCCACAGCAGGCGCUCUAGGGAGCCGCGAGCUCACCGACCUGCCAGCGGUGCAGUGUCCAUACUCCACAGCAUCCUUGUGGCUCGAGGCAGGUCUCACCCGGAGAGAAACCUGCACCGGGUCCUGGGUGGAGAGCCCCAUCCCAUCCCCCGCGAGGUGUCUCAGGAGAGCCCCAGAGAGUCCGGCUGAGUGUCUAAUACCUUGGGUGUCAGGUCGAUGACGAAGCCCUGGGUGCGAGGAGCAGAGUGCAGUGCAUACCCGCUGUGCGUCCCACAGUGCUGGGGUGCGUCAGGGGCCUCUGGCCUGCCUUCUGUAGCUCCCAUCCCCACAGGAGCAACGUGCUGCUCUCUGCGACCGCAACGGCUGUGUGGAGGCACCGCAAAGCACCGGUGGGGCCGGUCGCACAUGGUCGGGCAGGAGAGUCCAGCGGGAAUCCCCACCAAGGUGGGAACAUCCCCCUCUCCGGGACAUUUUCCUUCCUACUGACAGGGAAGGAGCAACUCCUGCUGUUAGAGACAGGCUGGGCUUAAACAGGGUCAGGGAACAGAAGCAAGUCAGAUCUAGCCGUCUGUCAUCUCGGGUAUUUCUCAUGUGUUGUCACUGCGUGACUAAGUGCCAAGAACACACAAUAGGGUAAUGCUAAAAUUGCCCACUGGGCCCUCACUUGUCAUUCUCCAGGAUUCAUUCACUGGUACAAUAAAUCUUUCUUUUCCUUCUCUCUCCUCCUCCUCAUCACCUGGCCACGAAGAAGGAUGCAUUUCAUCACCAGGGAAGGUUUCUCAUUGAGUGGCAAACACACUCAGGCUUGGGCUGGUCCUCCUGUGGCAAGGAGUUCCACAGUCCGCCAAGGAGGCUGUGACCCAAAGGCCAGCAGUUCUUCCAGCCUGGAGGAGGGGCCUCAUGUCACACUGCUCCCUGGCUGACAGCUUUGAGCGUCUGGUUAGUUACUUCCCUACAGCCUCCUUGGGGAAGGGAGUCCCUGGGAACUCGCCAGCACCUGGGCUGCCUAAGAGAUUAACCCCUUGGUGUUUUCACAGCUUCUCACCAGUCCCUCCCUCCAGCCUUUCUCAGCGAAAGGAAAAGAGAGCCGAACCAUCCCAGCGAGCCUGUUCCUCAGAGGGAUGAUGGGCAUCAGGGAACCUGCUGGGGGAGGGAUGGGGUGUAACCCCAUGCACAUGAAACCCAGAGUCUUGGACGAUGGCAGGGACAAGUAUGCAGAGCUGGAGCCCAGACGUGACAUGAUUCCCUCCAUGCAGCUAUAAAGAGCAAGUGCCUUCAGCUCCCUGGGAGAAACAGCUACUGCCAGCCCAGAGCCAGCCCCAGCAGCAAACACCCUCCCUGCCCACACACCUGCCGGGAAAGGAGUGAGACAUAGGUGCUGUGAGGAGCCUGGGCAGUCCAGCGGUGAGCCUGGCAACCCUGCAGUGGCUGGUGCUUUUGUCCUCAGUCUCUCUGUGAAGUCCCAUACCCUCCUGGAGAGCAGUCUGUUCUGCCUCUGGGUAUCAAAUGCUGUGUGGGACGGAUUAACUAACCUGUCUCGUGUCUCCAACCUUCCUUGGUUCCUCGCGGUUCCAACCGGCUGCACUCACCCCCCACCCCGCCCCGAUCUCAGCUGGGGUUUCUUUGGCCUGGGCUUCUCUUCUCCAGUCUGACAGUGAGAUUUCAUCCCUUCCUACCCGAAAUGUUAUUCUUGCCACCAACGUGGACGCGUGCGGUGUCCGCGUUGCCGGCUGAUGUGUUCCAGCCAUUUCCCUGAGCCCAGGCAGUGCUGAGCACCACUAGCCCCUGCCAGAGAGGAAGGGAGCUGAAAGCUCCCUGCACCCUGCUGGAUGAAACCCAUGGGUGCUGUCCCCAGCUCAACAAGAGCUUUCAGGUGUGUUCCUGCAAGUCCCAGUGAGUCGUUCCAUGGGUGCCCGUGGGAUGUUCCCGGGAGUGAGGAGUGCAGGCUUGUCCCGGGGGGUAGCGCCCGCCGCACAGCUCCCAGGGUGCUGCUUGUGUGGGUCACUUGCCCAUUCCCCACAGCACGCUGGGUCGGAGAUAGCAUGUGCUGAGCCAUUUCCACCCCCCAGGACUUGGAAUGGGAAGUGGAUUUCACUGGGCUGGGCCUGGACAAACCCUCUUAGCUGUGUGAUUGAUCCGUACCUUGGGGAGCCUCUUGUCAGUUACACCCCCAGCCUGCCAUGUCUGGCCUGUUUCCGUAUGUCCACAUGGCAAUUAAAAACCCACAGCUGGCCGGGCCUGCUGCCUCGUGCUUGCAGGGCUCAGGCUAAGGGGCUGUUUCACUGCGGUGUAGACGUCCAGGCUCGGGCUGGAGCCUGGGCUCUGGGACGCUGCAAGGGGGGCGGGUCCCAGAGCCCGGGCUCAGCCUGAGCGCGAACAUUUACACCGCAAUUAAACAGCCCCUUAGCCCGAGCGCCCCCCCCCCCCACGAGCCAGAGUCAGCAAUUGUCUGACUGCAGUGUAGACAAACCCUCUGUGACUCUGGCUUGUAGGCCUUGUAAAUACUUCUAAGGGCUGUAAUCAGGUAACCAUUCAGAUAAGCUCCAGAUGCUGCAACAGACCAAAGUGGGGAGGCGGAGGGUCCUUCCCACUUACUUUCCUGUUACCAAGUCAUCUGAUGGCUUCAGCACGGGAAAUUCCCCUCUGAGAAUCAUGGUUCUCCCCACAGAGGCUGGUGGGCUUUCUGACCAGGUCUCCUGUAACUCUCCGUGCCCAGUGUCAUUAAACCCGAGGCCUAGGGCAGCAUGAGAGAGCAGGGUCAGCCCCGCAGUCCGUUCGUUUGCCCUGUGACUGGCUGUUUCCCCUAGCCCUCCUGCAAAGUCCAUGGAAUCAAUGUGUCCCCAAAGAUGUCCCAGGCUGCAGCGGGCUCCAGACGCUUGCUGCAGGAGCGGGAGUUGUCAGCAGGGGGUACAACGUCAGCACCAUGGAGGGCUUGUGUAUCAGGGUUUCUACCUGUUGCAGUAGCCUGGUCUUGGAGCUGGUGUGAGUAAUGAAGCCGCUUUUGCACUUCCCAAAGCAAACAGCCAAUGUUGCUCACUGCAGGCUCCAGGAGAAGGGCGUGAGGAGAGCUGCUUCCUCGCACCUGGGAGGGACACUCCUUUGGCUGGUGCUCAUUUGUUUUGCCCUCUUUCAGUGGCCUGGUGACGUAGGCACCCCCAGGCUGCAAUGUGAGUCAUGCUUAAUCAGUGCCUGUACUGGAUCCGAAAGCAAAAAUGGUGGAGGCCCCAGACCAGGCUCCCAUCUGGCUGGGCAAGCCUCCUUUCAGGACCCAGCAACUCUGCUGCUCAUGGGCCUGGCCCUGUGAGCUGUCGAGGGCCCUCAGCUCCCAUGUCGUCAGUAGGAGGUUAGGACCCUCGGCCCUUCUCAGGAUUGGACCCUCAAUCAGCAGAAACCCAGCUCUUUCAUGGACUCACCUAGAGACACCUGCUCAACCACUGAAGAUAGCAGUCUGGAUGUACAGUGCUAGCAGAGACGAGAUUGGGCAAGGUCAGGCGACACCCCAGCUGGGGUUUCUGGGUGCAAGUGGUACCCUGUGUCCCCUCUUUCACCAGUAGAACUUACAAAUGGAAGGGGCCUCCCAAACCAUUUAACCUGUCCCCCCGGCAGGGCAGGGAGGGCAAGAUUCUAGAAGCAAGGUCUGGAGUAGCUCCAGCAACAGGAGCAAGAGCGAUGGAGAGGGAGAUUAUUUUUAUUUAAUGCGUUCCUGUAAAGCUGGAAUGUUAUGACGCAUCCCAGGCCAGUAAGAUUAUAUAGAGAGAUAUAAAGAGAGAGAGAUAUACAUAGUAAAAAUCGCUAAUGACAUAGUUUUAAAUCCAGAUGCUAUUUAUCUUUAGAGCCAUUGUCUGUCGCCCUUUCAUUGCACAAGAAUUAGCUUUUGUCCCAGUUUGUUUGGGGGGGUUCCAUUGCAGGGUUUUUUCAUGGCUUCUGACCAAAAAAUAAUAAUCCUCUUCCCCCUGCGUCCUGUAGAGAAAGGCUCCCUUAGGGACAGGACCUUCUGCGGUGCUGACUCCACUCAGCCGAGUGCAGGGGCCGCCUGGCCAUUCCCAGGCUCGUUGCCGCAGGAUCAGUCAAGAAGGCAAAGGUGAAAUGUUAGGGUCCCCCAGCAGUGAGGUACUGGCAGUUCCUUGCUGGGUGCUGAGGGUCCAGCCCAAUGGGGCCCUGCUCUAAGAGCCAUCUCUACUAAGCAGCUGAUUGAGUCUCUGCUGCUCUCCCAGGCAGCCACACACGACAGGUUUAACUAAGGCUCAGUGCCCACCAGGUUGUUUCUGGCACUGAAGUCUCCCCUCUGGCUGGUUUACGGCAGUAAGAAUGUGCACACUGCUUGCCUGAGUUCCACACCUUGCCGAGGGCCAGAUCGUGCCCCAGGGACCCUGAGCGCAGCUCCCUGGGUCUUACUGACAGAGCAGCUUGGGAGCAGCCGAGGAGGCACUGUUGGGUGCAACCCUCUUGGACCCAGUGCCUGCUGUCUCUGCUCUCGAAGCCCGUAGGAGUCGCACUAGUGUAGCAAGGGCAUCACUGGGCCCGUGCAGGGUCUUGGGGCUGGAUUCUGAUCUCGGCGAAUCUGGAGAGAUCUCCCCUACAUUGAGAUCAGGAGCUGGCUCUUGAGUUUCCAGACAGGGCUGGGAGCCCCUUCUCCCCAGGGGCUACACCUUCCCACAGGUACCAAAACCUAGAGGAACGUGGCUCUUUCAAGGGACGUUGUCGGGGAGUUUUGGCCAGAAACACAGGCUGUGUGUUACAGGAAUUGUCUGACCACCAGGCGGCAGUGGGGAAGGGUUCAUGAAAUCUGCCUGGUCAACAUUCAAAAUGAGAUUGAAAUUGUCCCUGCUCCUCAAAGAGCCCUGGGCUAUUGCCUGAGAACCAGGAAGUGAAACUGACCCAUCUAGCUGCACAGCCUGAGCUGAUCAAAUAACCGUAGAUGCUGCUAGGAAGCCAGGGAAGGGAUUUUUAACCUGGCAGUGUCCCUUUAAAUAGGGGAAGGGGCAAAUUCAUCCCUAUAAUGAAUCCCUGGAAGCCAGGGAUGAGUUUGACCCCAUGUGUGGCAGGGAGCAAUGCACUGCUGGGGCCACCAUGGAAUAAGCAGACGCAGAUUAGUGCUGAAUUCCUAGGCAAUGUGUCUCUAGGACUUGGUCAGCGUCCAUACGGCCAAAGGAAGUGACUGGCACGUAGCUGUUUGUUACAGAGCGUUCGGCCCAUCUCCUUGCUGUCCCCCUGCUGGAGGAGCCAUAUAUGGGGACCCCCGGUUGUGUGGGGAGCCCUGUUGUGUGCUUGCUACCCACAAAUCUCUGUGUAACUCUUGGUUGAUUUGCUUUAGCAUUAUCCAUUUGCAUGUGCCCAGGUGGGAACCCAUCAGGCCUUUCCCAGCAGUGGCUGGAGGUUUUCCCAAGCUGGGGACUGGAAUUGCAGCCUGAACAGGCUUGUCCUGUUGAACCAAAUUCUAGUUCUUGUCUCAUUUACCCAAGCGCAAAUCCAUCCACAUCAGUGGUUUUUACUCCAGAUUUACACUGGCAGGAGAUCAGGGGGCUGGAUCCUGGCCCCACUGAAGCCAGUGGGAAUUGUACCCUUGACUUCAGUGGUAGACUGGGCAUUAAUGCUGGAGGUACUGGCCUGAAUCCCAGUGCAUGAGGAACGGGGGUUUGACACCGAUUCUCUUUUCAUUGGCUCCAACUUUUCUCAGUUCAAGACAGGAGUUGUACAGAGAUUUUCUAGCUAUCCAGAAGCUCUUUUGAUCUCAUUAGAAGCUCUGGAGCUGAUUCUCCCCCUUCUUCAUUUUGUUUUAUUCUUAGAUGGAACUGGCCUUUCUCCAGCUUUGUAUGUUUCAGAUGUUCUGACUUUGUUCUUGUCGUCAUAAACUCGGUUUUCCCCCUCGAUUUUAUAUAUCAAUUUUUUUAGACUUGGGUUUUUAUUUAUUAUUAAAAAGACAAAAAAAGAACAAACCAAACCACUCAUGGAGGGACAGCAAGGAGGGAGCCAGACAUUACGGGAGACAAAGGCGACUGCUCCGGAGGGUGUUUGGGGCUGGAGGUGCAUUCUCCAUCAAUGGGCGACAAAGAUUCCCACCACCCCACCCUCACUGGGUCCGUUCCAGACAAAGAAACCCCAUAAAGUGAAACUUGCUUUUAACUACUCAGUGACUAACCACUAAUGUGCCUCAGCACAUGCGACCCGCAACUCUCUGCUCCCCCACCCCAGGGGGUCUCUCCAGGUGGGGCUGGGCUUGUUGGCAAUGUGGAGCCUGCCUGUGCCCGUUCUGCUGUCCAGGGCAUUCAGUCUGGCAUCUCUCACCAGCACUAAAUUCCACAGGCAAAGCAGAACCCAGACAAUCCAGCAACUGGGCCUGAUUCUCCUCUCACCUCCACCACUCCGCUGACUCCAUAGCGUGUCCCCCACCCCCUCAGUUUACACCCGCGUGAGCUCACAGGCCCACAUUACAGCCGGAACAAACCAGGCCAGCCCUUGUGGGCCAGCCCCUAGCAUAUAGUAUAUCCAGCCAAAGGGCUGGAUUCUGGGUUAACACAGGUCAGUCUGGGGCGAGUCCACAGUCGAUGGGCCUGAUCCUGCAUUGACACCAGCCCAAAUCAAGAGCAACUUCAUCCUGGUGAGCGGAGGGGAAGUGUGAGCAGAACCCGGCCCAGUGGAGUCACUCAGAGCUAGAGCUAGACCCGUGUGACUGAGAUCAGGAUCUGGCUCAGUGCCUGGCAUCAUUCCUCAGCUGGUGAUAUUAGUGAUUUGGCCUGUCGCUGACAUGGUGCAGAGGCUGGAGAGCAGUGCUGCCUGGCCCAAGCCAGCCCCAGCAGAUGGAGUCACCAUGUUACCACAAUGGGUUCCCUAGCCAGGAAUUGUGCUUUGCCUGGGAUCACUGAGGUCGUUGCUGGACACUGUGUUUCUGUCUCUUUUUUGUUCCUUCCUUUCAAGUGUCAAGGUGAAUUUGAAAGUCUGAUGCCCUCCCCCCCUCCCCGAUGUUUUCCUUGGACAAUCAUCUCAGGCACUGGGCAGGCUGCAAGCAACCACCUGAAGGGACACAGACGAGACUCGGCUCUCUCUGCCAUCCGCAUUCACGGCGGAGAUGGACAUUCAUGAGACAUGCUGAGUAACCUUUGACCUUUAAUGCCACGGGCCGUGAAGGCGAUUAGGGGGGCAACCUACCGUGUAACGUUGUCUGACUAACUCUGUAAUUAUGAAGCAUGGACAGGUAGCAGCGACUCCAUGUUGUGUGAAUAAAGCUACAUAUGGACAUUC